Messenger RNA from Oryza sativa Japonica Group (Japanese rice), 3032 nucleotides. NCBI's taxonomy places the organism in Eukaryota, Viridiplantae, Streptophyta, Magnoliopsida, Poales, Poaceae. The record is from RefSeq and is a predicted model, not a curated record.
AGGUAGCUAGCUAGCCCGAAGUUAUCAUCAAACUGAUAUCUCCUCAUCCGAUCCUCUUCUUGCUUCACCUGCUGCCCUCUGCUCCGGUCGAUCGCUUGCAUAUUGCAUAUUUGCAUGCAGAGCUGCCAUGGGAAUACCUUCUUUCUACAGGUGGCUCGUGAACAGAUACCCAAGCAUCGUCUCCCCGGCAAAGGAGAGCCGCCCUGCAGAUGGCAUCGUCGUCUACGACAACCUCUACCUCGACAUGAAUCAAAUCAUCCAUUAUUCCUUCCACCCGCAGGACCAGAUGAACGCCGGCACAGAUGUGUGCGCUCCGACGACGGUCAGCGAGGUUUUCGAGUCCAUGUUCGACUACCUGGACCGCUUGUUUCGCAUCGUCAGGCCGAGAAGGCUCCUCUACUUGGCAGUGGGUUCGUCGUAGAUGUACAGCAGAUGGAUCGUUGGAUCGAUUCUCUCGUCAAAUUACUUAAUGGGGUUGCUCCGUGCGCCAAAAUGAACGGAAUGCGAAGAGGACGACGUUUCGCCUGGGUAGCCAGAGCGAGUGAAGAGGAGGAAAUGCAGAAGAUAUCAGAAGGGGUCUCUGACCCCAAUGUCAUCACGCCAGGGACUGAAUUCAUGGAGAAGAUAUCGCAAGCGCUCACGUACUACAUCCGUGCCAGAUUGAAUAGCAGUGAUCCAGGGUGGAAACACAUCAUGGUAAUACUCUCUGAUGCAAAUGUUCCUGGAGAAGGAGAGCACAAGAUCAUGUCUUUCAUCCGUGCACAGCGCAGCAUGGAAGGCUAUGACCCCAACACACGACACUGCUUGUUUGGGCAUGAUGCGGAUUUGAUCAUGCUUGCUUUGGCAUCUCACGAAGUCCACUUCUCUAUUUUGCGUGAGGAUAAUUCCCAGCUAACAGAAGCGGAUCCAGAGAAACAAUAUCUGUUUUUGAACAUAUGGGUUCUGAGAGAGUACUUGGAGAUUGAAUUAAAGAUACUGGACCCAGUUUGUGAGCCUGAUAUUGAGAGGCUGAUUGAUGACUUCAUCUUCAUUUGUUUCUUGAUGGGAAACGAUUUCAUCCCCCACAUUCCGUCGCUUGAGAUGAAGGAGUAUGCACUUGAUCUUCUCAUCGAGGUAUACAAGACAACCUUCAACAAAAUGGGAGGGUAUAUUGUCAACAUAGAAAAGGUAAAAGAUAAACAUGCUGCAUAUCUGGAAGUCUCAAGGUUGGAAAUAUUUUUUCAUCAACUGUCCAUGUAUGAAGAGAAAAUUUUUCUAAAACGAUACGAACUGGAACAGGAAUCCCUGAAGAAGUCAUGUCGCGAUGUGUUGCGUGAAGCUUCAGAAAGUGAAAGAUUAGAGCUGAGCCGAAAACUAGAGGACCGCUUUUUUAAUGAAGAACGUCCAUAUGACAAACUAAGACUUGGAUUGCCAGGAUGGAAGUCCCGGUUCUACAGGGAAUAUUUCGGUAUCGAAACUUCUAAUGAAAUUGGAAAUCUUCAAAACGACAUGGCUCAGAAGUAUUUAGAAGGACUUUGUUGGAUGCUUCAAUACUAUCUUGCGGACGUACCAUCAUGGAGCUGGUACUACCCAUUCUAUGUUGCUCCUUUCGUAUCUGACCUCAAAAGUAAUUGUCGGUUCGAGAUAUCUUUCACCGUAGACAAACCACUGCGACCAUUUGAUCAGCUCAUGGCAGUUUUACCACUACGAAGUUCGUGUGCUCUCCCAGAAUGUUACAGAAAAGUAAUGGGCCGUAAAGAAUUUGACCAUCCGAAGUUGCAGGCUGACACAAUUGGAAAACGUUUCUUGUGGAAAAAAUUGUUUCAGUGUAUCUCUGAGGAAGAACUGCUUCAGGCCACCAAAGAGUUAGAUAAAGAGCUGUCGAUGCAUGAGAUGAGACGGAAUACUCCCCGGCAAGAGAAGAUCUUUCUGCAGAGGAACUCAAAUGCUCAGGCACUUGCCAAAGUUAUUGUGCAACUGCAAACAUCGUCAUGUUCGCCGGAGCAAAAGCUUCCAAUAGAUUCAGCUAUAAGUGGACUUGGAGGCUGGUUAUCGCCUGAUGGCUUGAGCAAUGGUUUCUUUUGCUCACCCCUACAAAAUCUGCAGGACAUCACGAAUGAUCAGGCAAUAUCAGCGAUGUUCUUCAACCCUGAGGCAGGGAAUCCAAUUCCAAGACUACUUAGCAAUGUCAAAGUACCUGACAAGCUCAUCAUCUUGGAAUUCAUGGGAUGCUGCAGACGGUUACGGAAGCUGACAUCUCAAGGAGGCUGCUCUGGCACACGUACCCGGGCUCGAGGCCGCCACCGCCCAUCGUUGAGAGGCCGGACACCAUCUGGAAGCCGAUCAGCAAGCCGUCGGCGCCACGGGAGGAGCACAAGAACGCCGGAACCGGGUGGAUGGGGCGGGGGAGAGGGAACGCCGCCCUUGCCGCCGCCGAGACGACGACGCAGCUCCUCACCGCCAGCAGCAGCAGCAGCAGCAGCUACGGGCAUGGGGCUGCAGGCAGCCGCACUGCCGCCGAGACGCAACGGAGCAGCAGCAGCAGCAGCUCCAGGAGAGGUUCCCGUCGUGCGGACAUGGUGGCGCCGCAAAGCCGCAACAGCAGGUUUGAUGACAGCGACGGCGGCGCAUACGGUUUCCGACCGCUUGGGAUUGGGAGUGCGCCGUGGACAGGAGACGGCAGCGGUGGCGGCCAUGGCCGCGGGAGAGCGCAGCCACGUGGUUGGUAGGACACUGGGCUCCCGGCUCCGGGAAUUAGAGAUGUACAGCCAUACUGAGAGACGCAGAGGGGUUUUCCAGCUAUCUUAAUAAGGCAGUGGCCUAGACGACUUAGGUGGUAUUUACGAUAUUUUUAAGAUGUACAGCUGUACCACCUCAAGACUUUGCAAAUGUUUCUAAAUCCAGUAUUCCAGGGGCCUCCCAAAUAUUUUGGCUGGCAAACAACUUGCCAAUUAACUAGGCAUUGUCCCGGGGUUAUAUUUUCCGGGUCUUCACCUUUUUCAUAGAAAAUAAUUUUUUUUGCUGGGAUGACCGAAGGAGGUCAUCCAAUGUCA